Merops nubicus (carmine bee-eater) is the source of this 519-nucleotide messenger RNA. Its product is annotated as ADP-ribosylation factor-like protein 5A. Gene Ontology annotation, cellular component: cytoplasm; trans-Golgi network. Gene Ontology annotation, molecular function: GTP binding; GTPase activity. Gene Ontology annotation, biological process: vesicle-mediated transport; protein localization to Golgi membrane; intracellular protein transport. Lineage: Eukaryota; Metazoa; Chordata; Aves; Coraciiformes; Meropidae. The record is from RefSeq and is a predicted model, not a curated record. The coding region runs from base 61 to 489 and encodes 142 amino acids. The transcript is spliced from 5 exons.
AAAGUGAUCAUUGUUGGCCUGGACAAUGCAGGGAAAACGACCAUUCUUUAUCAGUUCUCCAUGAACGAGGUGGUGCACACCUCCCCCACCAUAGGCAGCAACGUGGAGGAGAUCGUGGUGAACAACACCCGUUUCCUGAUGUGGGACAUCGGGGGGCAGGAGUCCCUGCGCUCCUCCUGGAACACCUACUACACAAACACCGAGUUUGUGAUAGUUGUGGUGGACAGCACGGACAGAGAGAGGAUUUCUGUGACUAAAGAAGAGCUCUAUAAGAUGUUAGCACAUGAGGACUUAAAAAAAGCAGGUUUGCUGAUCUUUGCUAACAAGCAGGAUGUUAAGGAGUGUAUGACAGUAGCUGAAAUCUCACAGUUUCUGAAGCUGACUUCCAUCAAGGAUCACCAGUGGCACAUUCAGGCGUGCUGCGCUCUGACUGGAGAGGGACUGUGCCAAGGACUGGAGUGGAUGAUGUCAAGACUUAAGAUCAGAUGAUUUUUAAUGACCUCUUUGCACAGACAUUGC